Ilex paraguariensis (yerba mate) is the source of this 777-nucleotide messenger RNA. The record is from the annotation of a GenBank genome assembly. NCBI's taxonomy places the organism in Eukaryota, Viridiplantae, Streptophyta, Magnoliopsida, Aquifoliales, Aquifoliaceae.
AUGCAAUCCACCUUAUAUGUUGCUUCCAAUUCCCUUCCUCAUCCUCACUUACCAUGGAAACCUCAAAAACCCCGCAUUCUCACACUCCAAACACUCAAACUCUCUCUUAAACCAUUAACUCUCUCGAACUCGUUAAAAACAUUAUUCGGCUCCGAAUUCGAAGAAGAAAAACUCGAUAAACAAGACCAACCAACUAUUCUUCUUCGUCUUCCUGUCGUAGUUCGCAAUUCUGGUAGUGUUUCUCGCUACUUAUGGGACGGAGAUGACUUGAAAUUGGUUUCUGUUGACGGAAGUGCAAGGUUUUCGUUGUCGCCGUUUUCUUUAGAUUUCGAAGAUGGGUUUCGGAAGUUGGUUAGAGGGUGUGUUUCGGGUAUAAGGAAUUUUUUUCUUCCGAGGGAAGUAUGUGAGAAUUAUUUGGAGUAUGUGAAGUGGAAAUUUUUGCAUAGAGUCUUCAGUUCUGCACUGCAAGUUCUCGCAACCCAGGCAAUGUUUCGGGCAAUUGGAAUUGGAUACUCGCGUUCACUUGCAUCAGCUGCUGCCCUGAAUUGGGUUUUGAAGGAUGGGCUUGGACGCCUUAGUAGGUGCAUAUAUACUGCUAGCCUAGCGUCUGCUUUUGAUACCAAUUUGAAGAGAGUUAGGUUCUCAACAUCGGUUCUGUUUAGUUUGGGCAUUGGAGUUGAGUUGCUGACUCCUGCAUUUCCCCAAUAUUUUUUGCUUCUCGCAUCUGUAGCCAACAUUGCAAAGCAGAUAAGCCUCGCGUGCUACCUGGCAACUGGU